AUGCAAAUCUUCGUCAAGACUCUCACCGGCAAGACCAUAACCUUGGAGGUCGAGUCCCAGGACACCAUUGACAAUGUCAAGACCAAGAUCCAAGAUAAGGAGGGUAUCCCACCUGACCAGCAACGUCUGAUCUUCGCUGGAAAGCAGCUCGAGGAUGGCCGUACCCUUUCUGACUACAACAUCCAAAAGGAGUCUACUCUCCACUUGGUGUUGCGUCUCCGUGGUGGUAUCAUUGAGCCAUCUUUGAAGGUCCUUGCUUCAAAGUACAACUGCGAGAAGCAAAUCUGCAGAAAGUGUUACGCUCGUCUCCCACCACGUGCUACCAACUGCCGUAAGCGUGGAUGUGGUCACUCCUCACAACUCCGCCCAAAGAAGAAGCUCAAGUAA
Messenger RNA from Wallemia ichthyophaga EXF-994, 387 nucleotides. RefSeq names its product Ubiquitin-60S ribosomal protein L40. Gene Ontology annotation, molecular function: protein tag activity; structural constituent of ribosome; ubiquitin protein ligase binding. The coding region runs from base 1 to 387 and encodes 128 amino acids. NCBI's taxonomy places the organism in Eukaryota, Fungi, Basidiomycota, Wallemiomycetes, Wallemiales, Wallemiaceae. Gene Ontology annotation, biological process: protein ubiquitination; modification-dependent protein catabolic process; translation. Gene Ontology annotation, cellular component: nucleus; ribosome; cytoplasm. The record is from RefSeq and is a predicted model, not a curated record. The transcript is spliced from 3 exons.